UCCUACCUCACCCCUUUUCAUCCCUUCCCCAUCCCUGUGCCUGGACCGCUCACUCUGUGCAGCCCCCUGCUUCAGCCUCAUCCUCACCCCAUAGCCACUGAGCUAAGAAAAGCAAACAACAAUGUCCACCAACGAGCGUUUCGACUGCCAUUACUGCAAAGACUCCCUGCUGGGGAAGAAGUACAUAAUGAAAGAGGACACGCAGUACUGCACUAAGUGCUAUGAGAACUUGUUUGCGAACUGCUGUGAGGGCUGCUCUUUACCAAUUGGCUGCAACUGCAAGGACUUGUCCUACAAGGAUCGUCACUGGCACGAGCUGUGUUUCAAGUGCGGGAAGUGCAGCCGCUCUCUGGUGGAAAAGGCCUUUGCCGCAAAAGAUGACUUGUUGCUCUGCACUGAAUGCUACGCCAAUGAUUACUCCUCCAAGUGCACCACCUGCAAGAAAACCAUCAUGCCAGGUUCCCGCAAAAUGGAAUACAAGGGGAACAGCUGGCAUGAGACCUGCUUCCUGUGCCACCGCUGCCAGCAGCCAAUAGGAACCAAGUCCUUCAUCCCAAAAGAUGCUGGUUACUUCUGUGUGUCCUGCUUCGAGAAGCAGUUUGCCUACCAGUGCUGUGCUUGUAAGAAGGCGAUCACUACAGGUGGAGUGACAUACCAAGACAAGCCCUGGCACCGCGAGUGUUUCCUAUGCAUCGGCUGCAGAAAGCAGCUGUCGGGUCAGCGCUUCACCUCCAGGGAAAACUACCCCUAUUGCCUCGAAUGCUUCAGCAACCUGUAUGCAAAGAAGUGUGUGGGCUGCACCAAGCCCAUCACCAGUCUGGCAGGGGCCAAGUACAUCUCUUUCGAGGAGCGCCAGUGGCACAGUGAGUGUUUCACCUGCACGCAGUGCUCAGUGUCCCUGGUGGGACGUGGCUUCCUCACCCAGCGAGACAACAUCUUGUGCACCGACUGCGGCAGGGAGAAGUGACCUUUGCAUGAAGGAGUCACCGUUACAACUAGAGCUAUUCAGUUAUCAUAUUCUCGUACAGAUACUGUGUUGUGCAAGCAUGGAUAGUUCUUUUUAGCAUGCACACAAACAAACAUCAAAUACAAAUGUCAAAUUAUUAUUGUGGUGUUGUAAAUGACCAUUAGUUCUCUCACACUGCCCACACACACACAGAAACUGGAAUGUUUCCAUAACAACAAACAUGUAUCUUUAAAGUUUUUGUUCUAUCGUUAAUGAAUCGUUUUCUUUGUUUCCUGAAAUGAAAAAAAAAAAUUGUCCUCAGAUACUUUCAAUUUUUGACAACGAAAAAAUGAAAAAAAUAUGUAUUAGAGUUGAUAGCAACUGGUCACUUAAUAGUUUAUUAAAUUGACAGAAAAUUUAUCCUAUUUUGAUAAUCCAUUAAUCAUUUCAGUCAUUUUUCAAGCAAAAAUCCCAAACAUUUGCUCGUUCCAGCUUCUUAGGAGCUAGAAUUUGAUACUUUUUUGUUGUCUUAUAACUGAAUAUCUUUGGAUUUUGGACUGUUGGUAAGUAUGUUCCACUAUGUUCUAACAUUUUAUGGACAAAGGCAUUGAUCUGGUAAUAAAGAAAAUAAUCAGAUGUUUUAAUUGAUGAUGGAAAUAAUCAUUUUUUGCAGCCCCAAAACACAUUUCUCUUUAUACAGAUCUGAUUUUCAUUACACAUAUAUGUUUCUGCUACUUGCUCAGCAUACGUUGGUUAUGGUUUCCAAUAAAAAAAAGUAUUCACACCGUGGAAACAAUAAAA
Chelmon rostratus (copperband butterflyfish) is the source of this 1747-nucleotide messenger RNA. RefSeq names its product four and a half LIM domains 5 (gene fhl5). The record is from RefSeq and is a predicted model, not a curated record. Gene Ontology annotation, molecular function: transcription coregulator activity. The transcript has 6 exons. Bases 122 to 967 code for a protein of 281 amino acids. NCBI's taxonomy places the organism in Eukaryota, Metazoa, Chordata, Actinopteri, Chaetodontiformes, Chaetodontidae. Gene Ontology annotation, cellular component: Z disc; nucleus.